Molecule: messenger RNA, 2704 nt
Organism: Eptesicus fuscus (big brown bat)
Lineage: Eukaryota; Metazoa; Chordata; Mammalia; Chiroptera; Vespertilionidae
Gene: TMEM101
Product: transmembrane protein 101
Exons: 5
Coding region: 1388-1987 (199 amino acids)
Biological process (GO): positive regulation of canonical NF-kappaB signal transduction
Source: RefSeq, a predicted model, not a curated record
CCAUUUAGUUUCUUUGCUUUCUACUCUUAACCCUUUCUCCUCCACUCCUUGAGAAUUCAUCCAAAAAUAUGGUACAAAGUGUGUAAUUUAAGAAGGGCAUCCAGGGUUGAGAGUUGUGGGUAAAUGGAGUAGCAGAAUAAAGAGGCUGGGUACAUGCAUAAAACCAUUUGAAGUACCAUGCCUUUGAUUUAGAAUGCACAGAAAUGUAGACUUCUGGAAAAGGGAAAAGAGAAGAGACCUUGCAAGAUCUAGAGAACCUAAGAGGUAUGAUUAAAGGAGUGAAAGUGCUGAGGGAGAAAUAGCAAGCCCAGAGGGACGCUCUCUGUCUCAUGCCUGUGUUAUCAUUUCCUCCCUAUUAGUCUCUAGGUCUGUGAGUGGGAGACAGUACUGUUACUCUUGUGUUAGUUUGUGAAGUCGUGUGUGGGGACUUGAAGCAGUUCAAGCGAUAGAGUUAGUAUGGUGGGAAAAACAGGCAGUGAGGUGUAGGAGAACAAGGGCUUUGGAGACAAAUAGUUUGGUUCACAUCCUUACAUCUUUUAAAAAAAAAAACACAUUAAAAUAGAUUUUUAGAGAGAAGAAAGGAGAGAAAGAAACAUUGACGUGAGAAACAUAAGCCGGCUGCCUCUCACAUGUACCCAGAUCAGAAAUAGAUCCCACAACCUUUUGAUGACAGGAUGACACCCCAUUCAACUGAGCCACACUGGCCAGGGCUUACAUCUUUAUUUCCUCACUUUGACUGUAGAUAAGUCAUUUCACCUGUCUGAACCUUAAAUAUGGAACUAAUACCCAUCUCCUAGAAUUGGUGUUCAGGGUUAAAUAAGAUAUUUAAAAUGCCUAAUUCUUAGAAGAUUUUGUGUAAAUAUUAAUAUAAAUGUUAGGUUGGUCCUGGGAUAGUUAAAUCUGGAGAUGAGAUUGGAUUAGAUGAUUUCCAGAGGCUUCAACUUUGUUUUAGAAGUCUGUUUAGAUGGCAUUUUAAGUAAGGCUAAUAUGUAAAAACACAACAUUUGGGCAGGGGUAGGGGCAUCAGAGCCCUACCCUCUCGUUUCUCACAGAUCUCAUCCCUACCUCUUCCCUGAGUCCGUGAGGAAUUUCUUCGAUUAUAAUUUGAAAACCACUCAUUUUAUAGGAAGAGUUCCACCUGGUGAGGGACCUCUCGAGAGUACCACUGCUCCCUGUGGUGGCAGAGCUGGAACAAAAUCCGUGGGCUCUUACUAUUGCUUUGGGAGUUUCCAAACUAUUGAGAGGGGGCCGUAAGCCUCCAUGGGCAGAGGGAAAGGCUGAACUCUGUUGCUAGAACAUCUCCUUCGGUCCAGAACUACAGGACGUGAGCCUUGUUUCCCAACGGAAGAGGAAGCCCGACAUACCAGUGCCCUACCUGUACUUCGACAUGGGGGCGGCCGUGCUGUGCGCGAGCUUCAUGUCCUUCGGAGUGAAGCGGCGCUGGUUUGCACUGGGGGCCGCACUCCAGCUGGCCAUUAGCACCUAUGCCGCCUACAUCGGGGGCUACGUCCAUUACGGGGACUGGCUGAAGGUCCGUAUGUACUCACGCACAGUUGCCAUCAUUGGUGGAUUUCUUGUGCUGGCCAGCGGUGCUGGGGAGCUCUACCGUCGGAAACCCCGCAGCCGUUCCCUCCAGUCCACGGGCCAGGUCUUCCUGGGCAUCUACCUCAUCUGUGUGGCCUACUCACUGCAGCACAGCAAGGAGGACCGGCUGGCAUAUCUGAACCAUCUACCAGGAGGGGAGCUCAUGAUCCAGCUCUUCUUUCUACUGUAUGGCAUCCUGGCCCUCGCCUUCCUGUCUGGCUACUACGUGACCCUGGCUGCCCAGAUCCUGGCUGUACUGCUACCCCCGGUCAUGCUGCUCAUAGACGGCAAUGUUGCCUACUGGCACGACACACGACGUGUUGAGUUCUGGAACCAGAUGAAGCUCCUUGGAGAGAGUGUGGGCAUCUUUGGGGCCGCUGUCAUCCUAGCCACCGAUGGCUGAGUUGCAUUGGGAGAAGCUGAAAUGGGUGCAGGGAGCCACUGAGUGCCACCCUACCUUUCUUGCUGGCCCAGUUACGUUUAUUUAUGCUUUUUUGGUCUGUUUGUUGGAUCCUUUGCUCUGUGUGUAUGUGUGUGUGUGUUGGUAAGAGACAGGUCUGUUCCCCAAUUCCUGGGCUCAGCCCUUGAUGGGGAAGCCCUGAUGAUGAUGCCUUACAGGGUUUUUCCCCCUGGUUGUUAGGAGGAGAGCUGAGGCCAGCUGCUCCCCUGGGUCUUAUGUCCCAGAGAAGAGAGUAAGGCGGCACUAGGGUAGGGGUACUGAGAGUGGGAGACAGAGAAAGGAAGACCUAAGAACUGGAAGUGAGCAGAAGUGAAAAAUUGCUUUUGAACUGGCAGAUGCAGCUAGGCUCUGCAGUGCUCUUGGACACUGAGAAUGAGUAUGCGUGCUGAUCGGUGGAUCAGGCCCUGGAGGAGCAGAGGGGCUGGUCUCCACAGAAGUCACAGGGUUCUCAGGAUAUGCCAGGGGCAGAAAUAACACUAGUUGUCUACCUUGAGAGCAGAGCAGGCCACAGCCUACUCGGGUGUGAAGGGGUGGGGCAGGCAGCGGCCAGCUUUCGGCUUCCUGCCUUCCGUUUCCAGCUCUGGAUAGCCUGGUGGGGGUGAGUACCCUCCCAAACACCAGACCACACAGUCCUCCAAAAAUAAACAUUUUAUAUAGACA